GCGUACGAAUGGAUGAAGGACACUUUGAUGCGUUGGAAGUUGCCUUUUAUCUGCUUCACCUGGCAGCUGGUAAUGAUCAUCCUCUUCGGGGUUUUCAUUCGAUACGAUGAGGAAUCAGACGCCCGUUGGAUUGUAACCAGAAUAUCCCAUAAUAUCACCAGCGACUUGGAAAACGAUUUCUACUUCAGGUAUCCCAGCUUCCAGGAUGUUCAUGUGAUGAUUUUUGUGGGAUUCGGGUUUCUGAUGACCUUCCUGAAGAGAUACGGAUUUGGAAGUGUUGGAUUCAACUUCCUCAUUGCAUCCUUUAGCAUCCAGUGGGCUCUGCUAAUGCAGGGAUGGUUUCAUUCUUUAGAUUUUAGUGACGGCAAAAUCAAAAUCGGUGUGGAAAGUUUGAUAAAUGCUGAUUUCUGUGCCGCCUCGGUGCUGAUCUCAUUUGGUGGUGUUCUUGGAAAAGUCAGUCCAGUCCAGCUGUUGAUCAUGUCGCUGUUUGAAGUGACUCUGUACGCAGUGAAUGAAUUCAUCCUCCUGAAUAUUUUAGGGGCUAAAGAUGCUGGGGGUUCGAUGGUUAUCCAUAUGUUUGGUGCUUAUUUUGGACUCACAAUCACCCGUAUCCUGUACAGGCCAAAUUUGGAUCAAAGGAAGAAUGAAUCUGUUUACCACUCUGACCUCUUCUCCAUGAUUGGCACCCUCUACCUCUGGAUUUUCUGGCCCAGCUUCAACACAGCAAUUUCAAACCAUGGGGAUGCCCAACACCGCGGUGCCAUCAAUACCUACUGCUCGCUGGUGGCCAGUGUCCUCACCACCAUUGCCAUUUCCAGUAUCGUUGAGAAGAAGGGAAAGAUCAACAUGGUUCAUGUUCAGAAUGCGACACUGGCUGGCGGUGUGGCUCUUGGCACAGCUGCAGAAAUGAUGCUCAGUCCCUAUGGAUCACUGAUUGUCGGGGCUGUCUCAGGGGCUGUGUCAACGUUAGGCUUCAUCUACCUGUCGCCACUCCUGGAAAAAUAUCUUAAGAUACAAGAUACCUGCGGCAUCCAUAACCUCCAUGCUAUUCCAGGUCUGAUUGGAGCUAUCGUGGGAGCUGUCACUGCUGCAGCAGCGACUGAAGGAGUAUAUAGCAAAGAAGGGUUAGUUGUUGCUUUUGGUUUCGAGGGCCCAUUUGCCAAUCGGACGCCCAGUGUCCAGGGAGGAUUUCAGGCUGCGGCUCUCUGUGUUACUCUCGUUCUGAGUAUUGCGGGAGGGAUAAUUGUAGGUUUUAUUCUGAAGUUGCCGUUCUGGGGUGAUCCAUCAGAUGAAAACUGUUAUGAAGACCAGGUGUACUGGGAGGUGCCAAAGGAAGAAGAAUCUGCAUUGUACAGUGUCCAAUAUGUGAACAACUCACCCACAAAAUCUACUACAAAUAGUGACACUCCACAAUGAGCCUGUUUUAGAUCGCAUGUCGUGAUUGAUUUUAUGAAGCAUUUACAGAAAACAUAAAAAGAGCUUUGUCAGAUACCUCUGUGCUGAUCAGUACUGAACAACAAGUAAAAGCAGCACCUUCACUGAACUCACCCAGAACUGUGCAAUAUGUCUUCCCUCACAUUUCUACGCAAAAGCCUGUGGGUGAUGGAAUUCUUCUGGAAUGAUCUGGCAGGGGCCAGGACCAUCUCCAUCUCUUCAGCUACACUUACCAGGAAUGUUUGCUUUCACCUUAGGGCUGCUGUGUUUCCUUGAGUGAUUAGCUUUUCAAGGACGGAUCCAUUCGGAACCAGAGCAUCGACUGUCACCAGCAGCUCUCUUGAUCCCUUUUUUUUUGUUUUGUAGAGUCCCCUCUGAUUUUCCUCCUUGCCUCUACUGAAGGAUCUAACUCUUGCUGGAGUGCAGGCAGCAGCCUGUUCACACAUGGGAGGCCACACAGUGAAUGUCAGAAAUUUAUACAGUGCCUUUCACCACGUCAGAGCGUUCGAAAGCACCUCACGGUCAAUGAAGUGGCUUAUCUUUUUCUAAAAGGUGUGUUCACUGUUGUGAUGUCGGCCAGCCUGCUUGACCGAGACUGAGCCCAAUUUUGUUCUCAUGCAAAUUCCACACACAUUACUCUUCCCUAAUUACCACUGCCCUAACGUCAAAUUUUAUCAUAGAACAAUAAACAGGUGACAGGAAAUCAGCAGCCUGACUUGCACCUCUGCAAAAUUCCAUGUCCAUUCUGUUUAAAGCAUCUGUUAAUUGCGUAUUCGUUGUUUUCCAUUGAGUGACAGUGAAUAAGGAUCAGUGGAAGGAACCUUAGUGGAUUUUAUUUGCCCUCCCCCUGGAUCAGACCAGGAAGGCCAACCUGAUUGCAGUAUAGCUGGUCUGAAUGAGGUCAACUGACUCAGCGCCAAGCAGGUCUCUGAACACAACACUUUCCUAGCCAGUUCUAUACCAGAUAUUCACUGAGCCAUUGGCAUCAGCACCCAGAUCUGGGUCUAAUCAUUCUGUUCCUCAUAGUCUGCAAACCCCUUGGGAAUGUUGUGUCUGCUGCUAUAUAUACAAAUAUAUGGAUUCGGAGCAGGAGAAGACCAUUUGGCCCCUCGAGCCUGUUCCGCCAUUUUGAUACGAUCAUGGCUGAUCUGAUUGUGGCCUCAGUUCUACUUUCCUGUCUACUCCCUAUACCCUUUGACCCUCUUGUUAAUCAAUGAAUCUAACUUAGCCGUAAAAAAUAUCCAGUGACCCUGCAAGAUGCAGGUAGUUAUACAGUUGAAUUCGGAAAUUCAACUUGUCCAGACACAGCAUUCCUGCCCCUUGUAGGCCCAGAAUUUCCUGGAUGACACGUGUAUGUAAAUUACACCAAAACUGAUGUCAGUUGCUGUGCCCAUCUUGCCAGUUUGUGGGAAGUGAAUUUGUGUGCCAAAUUUUCCACUGAGCCCGUUCGCCUGAUCACCUGAUUGUCACAGAACAAGUGCAAACUCAAGAGUGUUGCCUCACAUUCGAAUUAUAUUCAAAAUGGCUGGACAGACAGUGGUAAAUCUCUAACCUCAAGCUGGUAUCUGGCUGAGUCAGAACGGAGAGAAAGAGGAUGCAGAGUGGCUACCAGCAGUUGAGGGCUGGGAGGGGGGGUUGUGCAAUGUUCUCGUGGUGGGGAGGAGAACGCUUGCUCCUCCUGGCUUUUGCAUGGAGUGUUUACACCCCCCUGCCUCAUCUGGUGGGGCACACUCUGUUCAGACCACAGUUAAUAAAGAAAUUGAGGUGCUAAUUGGGAUCCCCUGACAUUAAUCAGCAUUUAUGAAUCAGCGCCCCCAACCCUGCACACAACCCACCCCACCUCCUGCCCCUGAAUCUGAGGGACACUUCAACCAAAAUCAGUGGCAAUAAACUUUGGAGAUUGGCGGGAAUAGAAUGUGAUCAGCCAUUCUGAACAGGAAAAGAUAAAAUCCACCCUCCCUAAAUGGUUGUUUUGGACACAUCCUGUUAAAGUAGAUGGAAAUUAUGCACCUGUGUGCUAACAUGUUUUGCUUUGUUGCAUUUUUCUUUUCACCAAAGAUGGUAAUAAAUAA
This is a messenger RNA of Carcharodon carcharias (great white shark), 3506 nucleotides long. Its product is annotated as ammonium transporter Rh type C-like. Lineage: Eukaryota; Metazoa; Chordata; Chondrichthyes; Lamniformes; Lamnidae. Gene Ontology annotation, molecular function: ammonium channel activity. The record is from RefSeq and is a predicted model, not a curated record. Bases 13 to 1416 code for a protein of 467 amino acids. The transcript has 12 exons. Gene Ontology annotation, biological process: ammonium transmembrane transport; ammonium homeostasis. Gene Ontology annotation, cellular component: plasma membrane.